AUGAGUGACGACGUGCUGCACGCGGCACCCGCCAGCGCCCACGACCGCGUCUCCAAGCCCAGCGGCGGCAGCUUCAGCGGCACGUCUGGCGCCGGUGCCGUGGGGCUUAACCCCAGAUCCUGCGUGACCUGUCGCAGGCGCAAAGUAAAGUGCGACAAGAAGCAGCCGUGCUCCAACUGCGCUCGCGCAAAGAUCGAGUGCAUCUUCCCUGGACCCGGCCGCGCACCCCGCAAGAGCAGGAAGCCUGCUGAUGGCGAGCUCAUGGAGCGCUUGAGGCGGCUCGAGGGCGUGGUGCAGAGCCUGAAUGCGCAGGUUGAGGAGCACGAGCAGCAGGACGCGGAGCGCGAGAAGAACGGGGGCGCGGUCAGUGGGUGUCCACUUGGAGACGCGGGCGUGGAGCAGGGCGGGUGUCCAAGCGGCCGUGAUCUGGUUGGCGCGAGCGUGGUCGCGGAUAACAGCGUGGAGGGGCUGGAGACGCGGUUUGGGAGGCUCGUGGUGGACGAGGGCAGGAGUCGGUACAUCAACAACAGCUUUUGGGCAAGCCUGAACAAUGAGGUCGAAGACCUCAAGUCGAUCCUCAUCGAGCAGUCCGACGACGAAGACGAACCAGACUCCGAAACGUCCUUCUCCGCGCAGCAUCAGGGCUUCAUCUUCGGAUACAGCUCCACCAGCGUCGACAUGCUGUCUUUACACCCGACGCCGCAGAUCGCCCGCAUGUUCUGGGACAUAUACAAGGAGAACGUAGACCCCCUGGUCAAGGUGCUGCACGUACCCACCCUCGAGCCAGUGUUUCUCGAGGCCAUUUCAAAUCCGGACAAGAUACCCAAGUCCCUGGAGCCGCUCAUGUUCGCCAUAUACUACGGUGCUGUCACCAGCAUGAUGCCCAAGGAAUGCACCGAGCAGUGCGGCGAGGAUCGGAAUACCCUGUUGCAUCGAUACCGCUUUGGCUUGGAGCAGGGACUUGCGCGCGCAAACUUCCUGUUCUGCGACGAGAUGAUUAUAUUGCAGGCGUUUGUUGUGUUUCUGAUGCUACUAAGGCGAAACGACGACGCAAGAAAGAUAUGGACGCUUACUGGACUGGUUGUGCGUAUUGCGCAGACGCUGGGAAUUCACAGGGACGGCAGCCAUUUUGGGCUGAAGCCUUUUGAUAUCGAGAUGCGGAGACGGCUCUGGUGGCAAGUUUGCAUUCUCGACGCCCGAUCGUCAGAGGAUCACGGUUGCGAUCCCACGAUUGUGGAAGCUCAGUUCGACACCAAGCUGCCCUUGAACGUCUUCGACACAGAUAUCGACCCUGCCAUGACCGACUGGCCGAAGGAGCGACAAGGCUUCACCGACAUGACUUUCUGUCUCAUCCGUUUCGAAGUGACCAACAUCUUCCGGCGUAUCCUCUAUAUCCCUCCUGGCCCGGGACGAGGCAACUACUACUUCUCCAAUCUCACCGUAGCCGAAAAGGAGAAGUGGAUAAGCGACUGCCAUCAACGUCUAGAGGACAAGUAUCUGAAAGACUGCGACAUGUCCAUACCGCUGUGCUGGGUCACUGCGACCAUUUCUCGGCUGGUCAUGAGCAAGAUGUGGCUGAUCGUGUAUCACCCACAUCAACGAAAAGACGGAGGCGCAUCGCUACCGCAAGAAACAAAGGACAAGCUGUUCAUCACCUCGCUCGAGAAUAUCGAGUAUUCCAUCCUCCUGGAGACGGAGGCUCGGACGAUGAAAUGGGGCUGGCUGUUCCGGACGUAUGUACAAUGGCACGCCAUUGCCUUCCUCCUGUCCGAGCUGUGCGUCCGAACCAAGGGCGAAGCUGUUGACCGUGCUUGGCACGCCCUGGAAGCCACCGCCGGGCGAUGGUGGUUCCCACUAGGCGACAACAACCCGCAUCGCAAGGGCAAAGUAGGCUGUCUAUGGAAGCCGCUGCGCAAGCUUAUGGCCAAGGCUCAGAACGCCCGCCAGAAAGAACUCGCUCUUGAGCGGGCAAGCCAAGCGCUGAAGACUGGUGGACCCUUCUACACCGACUUCUCCCAGUUGACGGACCAGCUGAAUGCACACGAUCUGCGCCAGCCUAAUCCUGAGAACUUGGAUCGCAUGCUUCGUCCCGCGGCGCCGAAACUGGGUGAGAUGCCCGUUGCGCAACCACCGACCUGGACAGGAAGCCCUCAAUCCGCCCAGUCCGAGUUCUCUUUCUCAGCAGACACGCCGGACAGCUCGCGCAGAACCACACGCGACACGCAGUCGAUAAGCGGCGCCACCACCAAGACGGACGCGUCCACCGCCCUCGAGACCUUCAACGCCCUCUCCGAGCACGGCUUCGACUACCUCAUGGGCGACAUCAUGGACGGCCUGGGCACGAAUGGCCUCCCCCACAGCACCACCACGACGCCCCCGGCCGCCUUCGCCACGUCCAAUCCGCCCAUGGAUCCCCAGCCUCCGCUCGGCACCGUGCAAAACGGCCAGCAGAACAUGUUCAACGGCGCGCCGCUGCCCCUCCAGAACGGCGUGCCCACAGGCUUCAACGCGUUUCCGCAGACACAGAGUCCGCGCUUGAUGUCCAACGGUGACAGCCGGAGCAGCAGCGAUAGUCCGUUGCUUGACGGCGCGACUAUGGAUUGGGCAGUGUGGGACGAUUUGGUGAAUCAGUACGGGAUGGAGAAUCAGGGGGGCAUGGCGACUGCAAAUGGGGCGGGGCAUUUGGGGAUGGUGCAUUGGUUUUGA
This is a messenger RNA of Paraphaeosphaeria sporulosa, 2706 nucleotides long. RefSeq lists its product as uncharacterized. Gene Ontology annotation, biological process: DNA-templated transcription; regulation of DNA-templated transcription. The record is from RefSeq and is a predicted model, not a curated record. Lineage: Eukaryota; Fungi; Ascomycota; Dothideomycetes; Pleosporales; Didymosphaeriaceae. Bases 1 to 2706 code for a protein of 901 amino acids. The transcript is spliced from 3 exons. Gene Ontology annotation, molecular function: DNA-binding transcription factor activity, RNA polymerase II-specific; DNA binding; zinc ion binding.